CAGUCUUCCUGAUUUCCAGCAGGGGACAGACCCUGCUCAUCGGGCUUUGCAGAGGCCUCAAAUGCGAAGGCUGUCCUCCAGGGAAAAGCUGCCAGGCAGGCUCCUGGGGGCAGACAAAGGCUCAGCCAGAUAAGUGCGGGCUCUGCCUAUCAGGGGUGGGUUUGCAGCGACAGUUAGCCCAGACUUGGUUCUCGUCCCGCCACCAAAGUCUCCACUGGCUCCGCUCCACCUUAGCUGGAAGCGCAGUCCAGUCCCCGCCCUCUCGACACUCCGCCAUUAAGGUUGAGGUGAAGAGAUGAGGGUGUGAGGGGCGUCCAUAUAUUCCUUCCGGACGCUAAUUUCCCCAAACCUAGCCAGCAGGAGUAACAAUGCAGGCACCCGUCACCGGACCCAUAACCUCAAAGCUCUGGCGCACCUUUCCGGACGUGGGGUCCGUCCAAUAAGAAAAGGAGUCUCCGAUUGGCCGUGGUGGCCCCCUCAAUCCAAUUUAAGGGCAACCCCACACCCCGGUCCCGGGUCCUGGUUUAGAAGGAGUUGAGAUAAUAGAGCCCAAACUACAACUCCCAAGAGGUAGCAGGGCUAUCCAGCUAUCCGUAUUCACGUGACUUCCGUCUCCGCGAGAGGGAAUCACGCGGUAGACCGGUGAGAGGGCGGGGCCAUCGGGCUAGCCCGCGGCGCCGGUGGCCUAUGGGCUGCCAGGUCAGAUGGGCGCCCGGUAGGGGGCGGGGCCGGGCGCGCGGUACGGCGCGGGAGCGCGCCGGUGGUGGCGGCUGUUAGGGGGGGCGGGGAAUAUCGGAUAAGGCGACCGUGGCAGCUUGGGCACCAUCGACUGGCAGUGGCGGCGGCUCCUGGUGCGGUUCCGCGCGCAGCCAGUAUUAGAGUUCGGAACCGAACGCUUGGCGUCGCAGUCCCUGCCCGGAAAGUUUGCUGCGGAGCUGCGACCUCCUGGCCCGCGCGGCCCGGCAUGAAGCGGCACUGAGGAGCCGCCGCCGCCGCCUGAGGAGGAGCGGCAGCACCCUGGGCCACGCCGAUGACUACUGCAAACUGUGGCGCCCACGACGAGCUCGACUUUAAACUCGUCUUUGGCGAGGACGGGGCGCCGGCGCCGCCGCCCCCGGGCUCGCGGCCUGCAGAUCUUGAGCCAGAUGAUUGUGCAUCCAUUUACAUCUUUAAUGUAGAUCCACCUCCAUCUACUUUAAACUCACCACUUUGCUUACCACAUCAUGGAUUACCGUCUCACUCUUCUGUUUUGUCACCACCGUAUCCGCUCCAAGGUCACAAAAGCUAUGAAGGAACUUGUGAGAUUCCUGAAUCUAAAUACAGCCCAUUAGGUGGUCCCAAACCCUUUGAGUGCCCAAGUAUUCAAAUUACAUCCAUCUCUCCUAACUGUCAUCAAGAAAUUGAUGCUCAUGAAGAUGACCUACACAUAAAUGACCCAGAAAGGGAAUAUUUGGAAAGGCCUUCUAGAGAUCAUCUCUAUCUUCCUCUUGAGCCAUCCUACCGGGAGUCUUCCCUUAGUCCUAGUCCCGCCAGCAGCAUCUCUUCUAGGAGCUGGUUCUCAGAUGCGUCUUCUUGUGAAUCUCUUUCACAUAUUUAUGAUGAUGUGGAUUCAGAGUUGAAUGAAGCUGCUGCUCGAUUUACUCUUGGAUCCCCUCUGACUUCUCCUGGUGGUUCUCCAGGAGGCUGCCCUGGAGAAGAGUCCUGGCAUCAACAGUAUGGACUUGGAUACUCCUUGUCACCCAGGCAAUCUCCUUGCCACUCCCCGAGAUCUAGUAUCACUGAUGAGAAUUGGCUGAGCCCCAGGCCAGCCUCAGGACCCUCAUCAAGGCCUACUUCCCCCUGUGGGAAACGGCGGCACUCUAGUGCUGAGGUUUGUUAUGCUGGGUCCCUUUCACCUCAUCACUCACCUGUUCCUUCUCCUGGCCACUCCCCCAGGGGAAGUGUAACAGAAGAUACCUGGCUCAGUGCUUCUGUCCAGGGUGGAUCAGGCCUUGGCCCUGCACUUUUUCCAUUUCAGUACUGUGUAGAGACUGAUAUCCCUCUGAAAACAAGGAAGACUUCUGAAGAUCAAGCUACCAUAGUACCAGGAAAAUUAGAGCUCUGUUCAGAUGACCAAGGGAAUCUAUCACCAUCUCGGGAAACUUCAAUAGAUGAUGGCCUUGGAUCUCAGUAUCCUUUAAAGAAAGAUUCAUCUGGUGACCAAUUUCUUUCAGUUCCUUCACCCUUUACCUGGAGCAAACCAAAGCCUGGUCAUACCCCUAUAUUUCGCACAUCUUCAUUACCUCCGCUAGACUGGCCUUUACCAACUCAUUUUGGACAAUGUGAACUGAAAAUAGAAGUGCAACCUAAAACCCAUCAUCGAGCCCAUUAUGAAACUGAAGGUAGCCGAGGAGCUGUAAAAGCAUCUACUGGGGGACAUCCUGUUGUGAAGCUCCUGGGCUAUAGUGAAAAGCCGAUAAAUCUGCAGAUGUUUAUUGGAACAGCAGAUGAUCGAUAUUUACGGCCUCAUGCAUUUUACCAGGUGCAUCGAAUCACUGGGAAGACAGUUGCUACAGCAAGCCAAGAGAUAAUAAUUGCCAGCACAAAGGUUCUGGAAAUUCCACUUCUUCCUGAAAAUAAUAUGUCAGCCAGUAUUGACUGUGCAGGCAUUUUGAAACUCCGCAAUUCAGAUAUAGAACUUCGAAAAGGAGAAACUGAUAUUGGCAGAAAGAAUACUAGAGUACGACUUGUGUUUCGUGUACACAUCCCACAGCCCAAUGGAAAAGUCCUUUCUCUGCAGACAGCUUCUAUACCUGUUGAAUGCUCCCAGCGAUCUGCUCAAGAACUUCCUCAUAUUGAAAAGUAUAGCAUCAACAGUUGCUCUGUAACUGGCGGUCAUGAAAUGAUUGUUACUGGAUCUAAUUUUCUUCCAGAAUCCAAAAUCAUCUUCCUUGAAAAAGGACAAGAUGGGCGACCUCAGUGGGAAGUAGAAGGGAAAAUAAUCAAGGAAAAAUGUCAAGGGGCUCACAUUGUCCUUGAAGUUCCUCCAUAUCAUAACCCAGCAGUUACAGCUGCAGUGCAGGUGCACUUUUAUCUUUGCAAUGGCAAGAGGAAAAAAAGCCAGUCUCAACGUUUUACUUAUACACCAGUUUUGAUGAAGCAAGAACACAGAGAAGAGAUUGACUUGUCUUCAGUUCCAUCAUUGCCUAUGCCUCAUCCUGCCCAGACCAAGAGGCCUUCCUCAGAUACAGGACACCUACAUGACAGUGUACUGUCAGCACAGAGAAGCUUGGUUUGUCCCAUCCAGCAAACAUAUGCAUCCAUGGUAACCUCAUCCCAUCUGCCACAGCUGCAGUGUAGGGAUGAGAGUGCUGGUAAAGAACAGCAUAUGAUACCUUCUUCAGUCCUCCACCAGCCUUUUCAAGUCACACCAACACCUCCUGUGGGGUCUUCCUAUCAGCCUAUGCAAACUAAUGUUGUAUUCAAUGGACCAACUUGUCUUCCUGUUAAUGCUGCCUCUAGUCAAGAAUUUGAUCCAGUUUUGUUUCAGCAGGAUGCAGCGCUUCCUACUUUAAUAAAUCUUGGCUGUCAACCACCGUCAUCCAUACCAUUUCAUUCUUCAAAUUCAGGCUCAACAGGACAUCUCUUAGCCCACACACCUCAGUCUGUGCAGACCCUGCCUCAUCUGCAGUCAAUGGGAUACCAUUGUUCAAACACAGGACAAAGAUCUCUUUCUUCUCCAGUGGCCGACCAGGUCACAAGUCAGCCUUCCCCUCAAUUACAGCCCAUUACGUAUGGUCCUUCACCUUCAGGGUCUGCUACAGCAGCUUCCCCAGCAGCCUCUCAUCCCCUGGCCAGUUCACCACUUUCUGGGCCACCAUCUCCUCAGCUACAGCCUAUGCCUUACCAGUCUCCUAGCUCAGGAACUGCCUCAUCACCGUCUCUAGCCACCAGAAUGCAUUCUGGACAGCACUCAACUCAAGCACAAAAUACAGGCCAGGGAGGUCUUUCAGCACCUUCAUCUUUAUUAUGUCACAAUUUGUGUGAUCCAGCUUCAUUUCCACCUGAUGAGGCAACUGUGAACAUUAAACCUGAACCUGAAGAGCAGGAACCUAACUUUUCAACAAUUGGUCUGCAGGACAUCACUUUAGAUGAUGGAACCACCAGAAUUGUUGGAAGAUUAAAGGCUUUGGCACUUUCACUCAUUCUACUCAAGAGUCAGGCACAGGGUGAACGCGGUAGGGAAGAUAAGAAAAUAGCAAUGGGAACCGCCUCCCACUCCAGCCAGAGCAGGGAGGCACCCCAGGCCUUUGCACUCAGAAGGCAGGUAGCCUCCAGGCGCAGUCCGGACAGCGCCCACGCCUGGCCAGCCGGCCGGGACAGGCCUGGACGAGCAGCUUACACCUGGCGGCGUCUGCCUCUGGGGCAGACACCGCCCUACACCCCCGCUCCAGCGUCUCCCAGGCGGGUGGGUGGGUCGAGGACGCAAGCUGCAGAGACAGUGACCUAUGGCCAAGUCUGGGCCCCUUGUCCCUUUCUUCUUCCUGCUGCUGUUCAGGGACACCUGGCCAGGCAGGUUCCCAGAGGCGUCUCAGCGUAGUGCCCCGGCAUGCCGGGUACUCUGGGAGGGGUCUCUCAGCCUCCAUCUCCACCCCCUCAGUAGGAGUGGAUCAAUGAGAAGUCAGAAAAGACGCCCCCCAGGAAUGGCCCGCACACGAGGGAGUCGCUGAAAGUUUCAAACAACAGGAACCCGUCCUACCGCCUGGGCCAGUUGGUUGUGGCGCGCCAGGCCUCGCCUCCUGCCGCCUCUUCCGCAGAGAAAUGUUCCUGUGGCCCGGCUGUGCCUUCAGUCACCCCGGCCCCGGAGCUCACCUGCU
Messenger RNA from Camelus dromedarius (Arabian camel), 4856 nucleotides. RefSeq names its product nuclear factor of activated T cells 3 (gene NFATC3). The transcript has 10 exons. Gene Ontology annotation, cellular component: transcription regulator complex. Gene Ontology annotation, molecular function: DNA-binding transcription factor activity, RNA polymerase II-specific; RNA polymerase II cis-regulatory region sequence-specific DNA binding; transcription factor binding. The record is from RefSeq and is a predicted model, not a curated record. Gene Ontology annotation, biological process: cytokine production; calcineurin-NFAT signaling cascade; regulation of transcription by RNA polymerase II. Lineage: Eukaryota; Metazoa; Chordata; Mammalia; Artiodactyla; Camelidae. The coding region runs from base 1031 to 4579 and encodes 1182 amino acids.